CAGGGCCACCGUAGGAACAACAAGCUUUGCACGCGCAGCCGGUCACGUGCUUGUAGUUAUAUUUUCUGCUAGUGAGGUCCGAGCAUUUCACAUCCAGAACUCGGAGGUCUGAGUUCUCCUCCUGGCAGCACCGGAAGGUCCGUUUGACCCGCAGGUACGCGUCUGCCGACGCCCUGUUGGAGAGGGAAGAAAAUGGAGGGAAAUUGUGGCGCGCUGGAUGUUUUCAAGCUGUCCAAACAAAGUUUGGUUUCUUCUCACCAGGGCUCCAACAGACAUCGGCCCUCACACACGGGUAAUUCGAUUGCCUUCAUUGAUGGAGCAGUCAUCAAUGGUGACGUUCAUUUCGGACAGUUUGGGCUCGCAGGUCUGGUUGGAAUAUAAAAACUUAAAAUCAAUAAAUUUGUGCAAACAGCGGGAUUACUAUUAGCUGUAAUAUUGAUAAGUGCUGAAAAAAAUACAUCAUUUUUUUAAUGUUAAAGGGUACACACGAACUAGGAGUAGCACUACAGCACAGCUUGCCUCAAAAAUAACUUAGAAAAGUAGAUGCUUAGAGGUUCAAUGAGUAAUUUUCUCAAAAAGUCGGGCAGUUUAACUUUUCAACUUAAUUCCUGUUUUGUGACAAAACAACUGUAACUCUGGCUGUAUGUCUGGGGUUGUUGCUCUCGGUGAAUGUCCACCUGGCCUGCAAGUCUUUUGUCCUAACGAAUUGUGUGUUCCUUUGUCUUCUUGGUGCUCAGUUUGUGCAUUUUCCACAGAGUUGAGUGUUAUUUUUAUGUGGUGUGGGUAAUUGUUUGUUUUUUGUUUGUUUUUUUUAUUGAUCUGUAAAGCAUUUUGAGCUGCUUUUAGCAUGAAAGGGUAGCUUUAUAAAUAAAAUUGAUUUAUUGAUUGAUUGAUAUGCUGAAAGGACAGAUGUGAGGACAGAUUGAAAACAUAAAAUAAAUGCAAACUAUAAUCAAACAAGGAUUUAAAGAAAUUCAGGUGUGAAGAUAGUGAGAAAACACUGGCAACACAAAAGAAAAAAAAUCAAACAUGUAUGUUUAAAAAUUAAAAACAUUAGUGUAAAAAAAUGUGAAAAAAGGUUUGUAUUUUAAAUAAGUUUAUUAUUACUGUAUUUGUUUUGGUCUGUCUUUUAGCAUUGUGACCUUUGUCCAUGUUAUUUUACACAAAUUAGCUGUGACACAAGCCAAAGAUAACCUGAACAAAGCCAAAAUGUUUUCAAGGUCGGUUGCAUCACAACAGUAGCCAACAACUGCCAUCAAACGUCUGAAAUUUAAAUUUGUCUCCAGCAUUUCUUUGCAGAAUUGUAUUGAUUUACAUUUUCAUGUGUGAACAGCCACUUUAAGGUUAUGACAUAGAAUUCUAAUAACAUACAUGUCAAGCAUGUCUAUUUUUUUCUCAUGUUAAAUUCUUUGAUUAUCUGAGAAAAUUUAUUGGGACAAAAAUAGAAGAAAUCUGUUUUAACCCUCAACGAAUAUGCGCAUGAUUGAACAUUUAAUGGUGUCCUGAAUUGUUAACGCAUUCAGAAAACAAUCAAAGCAUUGUUUAUUCAUUGAAAGUAUUUAUUCGAUUUUAAAUUAAUAGUAUUACAUCAUGGAAAUGUGUUUGAUUAUUGCUUAAUUGUUUAUUUUGUUCUCUCCUGAAAGUUUCAGCUUUUCCGAAACUUUGAUGUGUGAUACUUAUCUAGUCCGGUAGGGGGCAGUAGUUUUCUGAAUUUUACCAAAAAAGCAGAAUGAAACCUGUUUGCCUUGAGUCACAGCAGCUUCGCUUGUUGUCCUCAUCAUGAAUUAAAGAAAUUGGGUUAAUAAUAAUAAUAAUAAUAAUAAUAAUAAUAAUAAUAAUAAUAAUAAUAAUACAGCAGAAAGGUUCAAUAUAAUUACUUCAGGUGAUUUUUAUAAACGUAAUCAUCUUUAAUAACGCUUGUAAUUCAGCGGCUAUUUUCAGCAUGCCAUAUUAUUGAUCGAACUGGAAAGCGUAAGUCUUCAUCGUGACCCCUCCGUCUCCACACCACGUUUCCAAAACAAUACUUCCUUACGUCAUGCCUGCGCCGCUGGUGACGAACUAGUCCACUACACCCCUCCUAUCCUAUCCUACCUCACCUUUCCUCACCACUCCGCUCCAACUCUCCCAUCAGGACCAGGAGAUGUUCCGCGGUGUCGAAAACAACACAAAGGACGAACUUUACUCGUUUCGCACUUUCGAGUGCUUUUAAAUAUCCACUUUGGUUGAACUCUAGGGAGAAGGGAGGUGGGAGUUUUGUCGGUUGAGUGUGCUUUUCUUUUUUUGGGUGUGUGUUUGUUGGGGGGCGGGGGGUCCCUUUUUCCUUAGGAAAAACAUCACAAGUCAGCUCUACCCCCCGCUGUGUGUUGCGCUUCCAUAUGUCGCGAAAGCAGGUCGACCAUGACUACACCCUGCGCAGCAUGAGCAACCUGAUGAGCGAGCGCUGGAAGAAAGUCAACGACGGAGGCGAGCGCAGCCUCAUCAAAGCUCCGUCCAGCGGCAGCAUCAGCAGCCAGGGCGCCGCCGCAUCCUCCUCCUCCACAGCGGGCGCAUCAGCCCCUUCCACCGCCGCCGCCUCUUCCUCCACUACCACCAACACCGGGGACUUGGAGCGGGCUGCCCGCAAGCAGUUCCAGCAGGAUGUCACGCCAGCCUUCGUCUACGUCCUGGCCGUGUUCUCCGCUCUGGGGGGGUUUCUGUUCGGAUAUGACACCGGGGUGAUCUCCGGCGCGAUGCUCCUGCUCAAGAGGGAGCUGGACCUGAGCGCCAUGUGGCAGGAGCUGCUCAUCUCGAGCACCGUGGCCGCGGCAGCGCUGUCCGCCCUGCUGGGGGGCUUCCUGAACGGGCUCUUCGGUCGCAGGGUGUGCAUCCUGCUGGCCAGCUUCUUCUUCACAGUGGGGGGUGUCGUGCUGAGCGCCGCUCCCGGGAAAGAGGCGCUGCUGGCGGGGAGGCUGAUCGUCGGAGUGGGCUUAGGGGUCGCCUCCAUGACGGUGCCCGUGUACAUCGCCGAAGCCUCUCCGCCGCACCUGAGAGGUCAGCUGGUGACCGUCAACACCCUCUUCAUCACCGGAGGGCAGUUUACCGCCAGCCUCAUCGACGGCGCCUUCAGCUACAUGCGGCGUGACGGAUGGAGGUACAUGCUGGGCCUGUCCGUGCUUCCCGCCGCGCUCCAGUUCGUCGGGUUCCUCUUCCUGCCGGAGAGCCCCCGCUGGCUGAUCCAGCGCGGGCUGACCCAGAAGGCCCGCCGGGUGCUCAGCCAGAUCCGAGGCAACCAGAACAUCGACGAGGAGUACGACAGCAUCAAGAACAGCAUCGAGGAGGAGGAGAAGGACAGCGGAGGAGAUGGCCCUGUGAUCUGGCGGAUGCUGACCUACCCCCCGACUCGCCGGGCUCUAGUGGUGGGAUGCGGCCUUCAGAUGUUCCAGCAGCUUUCGGGAAUCAACACGGUCAUGUACUACAGCGCCACCAUCCUGCAGAUGUCGGGAGUGCGUGACGACAGGCUGGCGAUCUGGCUGGCAGGGCUCACCACCCUCACCAACUUCCUGUUCACCCUCCUGGGGGUGUGGCUUGUGGAGCGGGUGGGCCGCAGGAAGCUCACUUUGGGCAGCAUUACAGGUACAUGCUUGAGUUUAAGCCUGCUGGCCGUUGGGUUCCUCAUGACUGCUCAGCACAGUCCUCCGGUUACUGUCCACCCUCUGGACCCGGUCCUGGCUAACUCCACCUGCUCCUCGUACCAAAUGUGCGAGCCGUGCAUGCUGGACCCUCGCUGUGGCUUCUGUUACCGUGAGAACAGCUCAGCACUCCUGGCCUCCUCCUGCGUGCCGGUCAAUAAGGCCACCACCGAGCGAGCGGCGUGGGGCAGAUGUUCAAACUCUACUCUCAUGAGAGAUCAGACCUACUGGGCCUAUAACUACUGUCCCACCUCAUUUUCUUGGCUGGUUUUGUUGGGGCUGGUGCUCUACCUGGCUGCUUUUGCUCCAGGUAUGGGACCGAUGCCAUGGACCAUUAACUCAGAGAUCUAUCCCUUAUGGGCGAGGAGCACAGGGAACGCCUGUGCUGCUGGAGUCAACUGGACCUUCAACAUCUUGGUGUCUCUCACCUUCCUCCAUCUGGCUCAGUACCUCACCUACUAUGGAGCUUUUUUCCUGUACUCCAGCAUGGCCCUGCUGGGUUUCUUCUUCAUCUAUGGCUGCCUGCCAGAAACCAAAGCGCGGCGCCUGGAGGAGAUCGAGGCGUUGUUUGAAAACCAGCUCUGCUCAUGCGGCGCCUCUGACUCAGACGAGGGGCGGCAGGUCGAGUACAUCCGCGUCAAAGGCUCCAAUUACCACCUGUCGGACAACGACGCAUCAGACGUGGACUAGGAGCGUGUCGUUGACCCGGCUCCGGGUCUUUCGGCGAUCCCCGUAACACGCAGAAGCGAUCUGGUCUGUAAUAUUCAUUAACACUCAUUUCGUGAUCCGUGGAGCCAGACAGACCUUGAACAGGAAGCGAGACUGUUUCCCCACAAACCGAAUGCAGAAUAUUCUGGUACAGCUUUGUUCCUGUUUAAAAAAAAAAGAGGUGCGGUACAUGUGUCGUUUGGAUGUCAGGUUUGUGCAUCCACAUCACCUUAGCUGACCUGAAAGCUGUUGUCGUGACUUGUUGUAUCUCCGUAGUGCCGUUACGCCUUUCAGUAUGAGAUACGUUUUGGGUUAGUGUUCCAGCUUGUAGCGUUGCGCGGUAAUGUUAGCUCCCCUACAUGAGAUUUUCUCCCUCUUACCCUCCAGGUUUGUGGAUGGUCUUGACCUUCUCGUGAAAAGCAAUCAACAAACAUGCACAAUGUUACACCUAAGCAAACUCGUACUGUUAGUGCUUGACUAACAAAAGCCCCAGUUGGGAGCACUGGAAAGAUUAUACGUUCUGUUGCUGAAGUUUUCAUUCUGUGGCUUUCCCAGUCAUUUUGAUUUUAGGUUUUUAAGUUUCUCAUCUAUAAGAAAAUGCAGUUUUUUUAGCACAAUGCCAAGAGUCUAACCCUACUGCCAGAAGAUGUGCCAAUAAAUCCCCUCAUAAACCGCUGCUCAGAGGAACUGCUUCCUGGACACAUUGUAAAUGUAUGACAUUCUGAUGAAGGAGGCAAGUAAAACUUUUAUUAGUGCCUGUGUAAUGUGCCUAAUGCCUGUUUUUUUUUGCAUUUCCCGCAUGUCUAAAUAGCUUCUUCAAGUUCUAAUGGUUUUUUUUUGUCUUCCUUCAUAGCCUUAUGUACAAACUAGAGGAGCCUUUGGUUUCAGUCUGGCUUUAAUGUAAUUUAGCGAUGUUUUGUAACAACCGAUGUGUAGUUGCUGCGUGACUUCACCAAGGUCCAUGUGUAGCAAAAACCGUUGAAGUAAAAAAGAAAGAAGCUGUUACAAUAACAUGCAAAUAAGGUAAAUAUGCUGCAACAGUUCCAAAAUAAACAUGCAUCCAGUAUAUUUCAUGUCUUUAUCCAUAAAAAUGGAUCUCAGUUUAAAUAAACCAUGAACUCCUAAGCUACAUCGAUUAUUAAAAUACAUUUUGCAUUUAUUAUCAAAGUGACAACAGCUUGCAUCUAAAACUGGGAGACUUGUAUAAAAGCAAGUGGUAUUGUCGACCUGUUUACGAGGAAAAACAAUAUUACAAAGCAGGAGAGUAGCGCCCCCAUGUGGAAAAAUGUGCAAUUGUAUGUAAGACCAAAAAUGUGAUUUUAGGACAUUCAUUCAGUUGUCUGUAUAAAAACAGAUACUCUUUCCUGCAGCCAGUUUAGACUCAUUUAACCUCGCAGUGUGCGCCAUGCUGAGUUUAAUGUGAGCAGAAAGGUGCCACCUCUCAUUUUAUUGUAAAACACUUGCACAGACUAAAUAUUGCUGAAAGCUUAUAAAGUGCCUUGCACAAGCAUUCAUGACCCUUGAACUCUUCCACAUUUUCUCACAUCACAACCAUACAUUUCUGUUAUGUUUUUCAUUGGGAUUUUAUGUAUUUAUAUACAUUUAUUCCCAACUGAAUUUAGGUCUGGACUUUAAAUAGGCCAUUACUAAACAUUUCACUGCAGCUCUGGUUAUAUGUCCAGGCUUUUAUCCAUUUUUGAAAGUGAACUUUUGUAGCCCCAAAGACAUUUUUGGGGGCUACAAAAAAUACUUUACUACUAUAAUAAAAAUACUGUAAUACUGUACAUAGUUUUGUACAGUAUUUCCCUGUACAUAGCUAUAGGCAUCCAUCUAUUUUUCUUUGAGAAGACAACAGAAUGAUGCUGUCACCACAAUCUUAAACAGGAUCAGUGUUAGUUUCAGCAUUCUGCAAGAAGGACAAAAAGAUUGCAUAUUCCCUUCUGCAUUCUUUCUUUUAGAUUCCCCAGCCUGAGUAGUUUAUCUCUGCAGCUCCUCCAGUGUUACAUUAGGUCUCUUGGCUAAUAUAGCCAUGAUGAAUGCCCAUCAUGGCUAUAUUAUUUAAUUUAGGGGCAUAGGAGUAAAUGUGGUUAAAUACCUUGGACACCAAAGUUUUUAGUUUUUUUGAUUAAAGAGUUAUACCUGCAAUCAUUUAUUUCCUAACUAUGCACUACUUUGCAUUAAUCUUCCUUAAUAUCCCAAUAAAAUACAUAUAGGUUUGUUGUAAUCUGAGAAAAUGAGGCAAAAAAAGAUCAAAGGGUAUGAAUACUUUUCCAAGGCAUUUAUUAUAGUUAAUGUAAAUGUCAGCUUUAAAGAUAUUUGUAUGCUUUUUAAAAAUAUCGCCACUGAUUAUGUUGAGUGUGUGUGAGUUGUAGUAACAGGCCAAGAACAAACUUAACCACUGAUUCAUUCGUUGUGAAAUGUGCCGCGUGUUUCUCACUGACGAAAACAAACCUGCGCCCGGUUUUCAAAAAUAAUCCAUCUGCAUAUGUAAGGAAAACACAAUUCCUUUCAUUUUUCAUUCGGUAAAACUGUAUUAAAACCACGCAAAGUAAUUUUGUACAUAUUGUACUAUGGAAGACGUGGUGACACAAUAUUCAAAGUGAUCGUGUACCUCUCGUAUGAUGUACAUCUUGUCAAAGGUUCUGUGAUGUUUCCCUCUCCGCAUCCAGCUGUGUUAUCGGCCCUCUGCGGCAGACAGGCCAUGUGACAUGUACUUAUGGUAAAAUGUUUCCAUUUUUUAUUAUUAUUUUUAGUUUUUGUGAACUACUUAUAUGUUUCUAUCUUAAUUAAAACACAAGUUAAAAAAAGAAUAAUCUGUAUAGUAUAUUUGACGAUUGUUCAAGAUGUAAAUGUUUUGCGAGAGUUUAUAUUGUAUAAAGAUGAAUAUCUACAUGAAAUCUAAUGUAUAUGAAGAAAGAAAUAAACUCAAGAGUCUAAAAUAA
Molecule: messenger RNA, 7318 nt
Organism: Gambusia affinis (western mosquitofish)
Lineage: Eukaryota; Metazoa; Chordata; Actinopteri; Cyprinodontiformes; Poeciliidae
Product: proton myo-inositol cotransporter-like
Exons: 10
Coding region: 2376-4358 (660 amino acids)
Biological process (GO): transmembrane transport
Cellular component (GO): membrane
Molecular function (GO): myo-inositol:proton symporter activity
Source: RefSeq, a predicted model, not a curated record